UUUUCCAAUUGGCGGUGUUCCCGACUGAGGCUCUGUUGGGGUUUUGGCUUUCAGCGAGGCAUGAAACAUCCUUGAAGAUUCUUGAUGAAGAGUGACGCAGAACUAUGCAGUUCCAGGGCUUCGUGGGCAACAAAAACAACCCGCCCAACAAAUUGUUGACUAUCGAAUACGAGGGUUAAAUUGCGUCGACUUUCAGCUGAAACCAAACACUAAAGGGGCGGGAAGCAGUGCCAAAGUUGAUCGUGAAAGCGUGAUUUUCGCUUUGCGGUUCUCCUCACCUGUUCUCCUCACCAUAAAAUAGUUUUAGCCCUCGAAUAUUAGGGUGUUCGAGCAAGCAUGGAUGAAUAGCGGGAAUCCUGGCCGGCGCCGUCAUGAAAAUACAAGAAGUUAAAGCCAGAGGCGUUAAUCGCAUAGGGAUGGAACUAACCACUAGCUGCCCAGAGCGCAGUUGCGUGGAAGUCAAAGUUUUCCAAUCGCUGGUCAGUCAGAAUGGAGAUGCUGAAGUGUGAUCGGCUUCAAGAAAAGCAUGAAGAGUAAAUUCAUCGUAUCAGAUCAUUCCCAUGCUCCAGAAUUUGGUUUCAGGUGCAGAAAAAAAAGAUCACUACAAAAAAACGAGCUAGCAGACUGAAGAUUUUCUCUGUCUGGAAUACCCUCAUCCUUCACACACCACCUUGAUAGAGAAUUCGUGGGUACAGUCGCAUCGAAACUGCUGGCUUUUAGCCAGAAGUCAAGCAUUUUUCUUCCACUUGCUGAUCGCUGGUGGGUAACUUGUGAAGAUCCUUGACAGGCUGAACAUUGGGGCCUGAAGUUUGAACUAAUGAGUUUCGCGCUAGAAACUUCAUGAUUUCAUUGUUUCCUGGAAGGGAAAAUUUCCCAUUUACCAGAAAAGUGUGGUACCGUGGACACCCUGCAGAUGCCAUGCUGAUGCAUGUUGUGUGGUUGUACAGUGCUUAGGCCGAAACACAGCAAGCGUGGGCUUCCAAGGGUUUGGGACCCAAAUAUAGUGCAGAGCCGCAUCUUAAACCUGCAGACAGCCAAACGGCCCAAAUGGCCAUCACAAUCACUCCGACGAGAUGCCUUGGUCUAGCAUGUGAACAUAAAUGGGCGUUGCUAUGCAGCCCUGGAAAAGCCAGCUUUUCAACCAACGCAUUUGUGGUGCCUUGCGAACGGCACAAUUUCGCCACCAACCUGCCACCGGAGAGCAGCGAAAGUCCAUUGAAGUGAUACCAAGCCAUGCUUUGCCUGGAGGCUGGAUAUUAAGCCGUGUGGAAAAUGGGCUGCUUAUCUUCAGAAGCACUUCUGCGGGCGUGGUCAAAAGUCUCUCAACCUCGACGAUAUCAAACUUUCCUAGAGCAAGCCAAACGGAACCGCCCAAUUCGAACCACGUCAGACAGCCUCAACGCCAUCCGCCGUGAUUAGAGGGUUUGGCUGGGUGCCGCAACGUCGACAGUCUUCCAAAGUCGAUUUUUAUUGAUUUGACUUUGCGCUGGCCCCUAACAUCAAAGCAUGCCGCAGAUUUUGUGAACUACCCUGCCCAACGGAAAAGUCGCGGUGGUGAUAGUGAUUGAUCCCGGCUGGAAGAAUAUCCCAACAAGGCGCCAUGGCGCUGAAGCAUCGGUCGUUGCUGGUGAAACGCCUGAUUCCAGUAGAUGGGGCCAGAUAAGAGCGCUGUUGAUUGGUGCCAGAUGUCAUAGUGCGGCGAAAUAUGAUUCCACCCCUGAAAACGUAAAAUAUAUCAGCCUAGCUGGUCAAAUGGAAUGGGCUGUUUUUGGAAUUGUUUCCCUUACUGUUUCCGUUGGAUUUUGGUCCGGGUGUCUCAACCGCCGUUGGUGCAUUGAUUCAUUUACCAUUGAUCGAAAGUCAGAAUUUUCGAAAGGCUUUCUCUCUUGUUGUUCUAAGGCACUUAAUCUCCGAUUUCCUUCGGGUAGCCAGGAACCCUCUAACAACAGUAACCAGGAUAAAUAGAGCCUCUUAACUGGCAUACAUGAACAGAGCCAUACAUGGCAUGUAUACCACGUUUCCCCUAGCUAGUUUCGUCAGCUCGUUUUCGCACAUUGUUCAGUACUCAAUGAGCAGCGCCCUGUGAAAUAUACCCGGUGCAUUCUUCACAGCGACCGACGGAAAACGUUAUUCUAUCAUCGAUGCGAUCCUCUGGCACCUGGUUGAUCACAUCUGCUUUGCAUAUGGGUACCCCCUAAUGCUAUAUCCAGCUAUGCCGACCAGAUUAGCUUGCAUUGCCGUCGAAUCGGCUGGGCAAACCGAUCCCGCAACCAAGAGGGCAGCAACUUUUACGCCUCUUGGAUAGGUUUGCGAAUUCCUUUUGCGCAUUACUUCCUGGCUGUCACAUUUCAUCAGAAGAGAGUGAUGCACCGGUUGAUCCAUAGCACAUACUCCAAAAAUGGGGGAAAUCUUGGAGGUCAAAAUUGAUCGGACUGAUAUGAGCUGCUGAUCUGAAAGCCUUUCCGAGCCCGCUCAUAGUUUAAAAUUCCCAGUUGUCAACUACCUACCCCCUUGUCAUGCUAAUAUAGGAUCCCCAUCCUAGGACCACUACAAAUAAGGAACCUUUGACAACAGAAUUAACCAUUUUUCAGGUUUUGGCGGCUUGAACACCCUUGUUAGCUCUAGUUAUUUUUCAUGCUGCUGAUUGGAACUUACCACCGGCGCGUCAUUUGUGAAACUUCUGGCGUAGUUCUAUCUGUAGUAGCCAUGGCCAUUGACACCUGAGGCUAGAUUUGUGUGUUAUACGUCUUCAUUAACAUGAUUAGAAUUGGUUUCAUCGAAAACGCGACUUCCGAAUGAAUUUAUGUUCGAAAAAUGACGUCACUACAUAGUUACAAGUCACGUGAACAUGUUGACAGAAGUGUUAUACUUCUUGCUCGAUAUAUCUCACAAUAGUUUUUGCACAUCAGGUCAUAAAGAUAAUGCUAGAAUUACAAAUAUUUGAGCAGGACUCUCUCAUUCACUAUCGAGGGACGCGCUGCCGUUCUUUUCGCCAUUUACGGGACUUCCCCUACCAAUCGUAAAGCCCUAAUAUUCCCCCAGCAAAGGGCUGGCGGUCCCGCCAUUCAGGGGGGUCGUGUGCGGCCCGUUCGUUUGCCUCCCGUUCAUAAUUCUAUAUUGUACCAGCGGGUGAAUAUAAAGCGUAUCUAGCAUGGAUUCGGCCCCGCGGGAGAUUCCAGGGUACUACUAUGACGCUGAGAAGAAGAAGUAUUUCAAAGUCCAGGCAAAUCACGCUGCACCAUCCGGAUCGAAGUACACAAGGGAUGACAUUAAAAAAAGAAAGGAGACAUCUUUGAAGCGAAAGAGGAUAGAAGAGCACUCUCAGCGCAUAUCGACGGAGACUAUCAAGAGGUCAAACCUGUUACAGUGUCCUCUCGGUGGCAAAUUGCUGCAGCGGGAGUAUGGCACGCUACCCUCCUCGAGGAGCUUUGUUUCCGAACACCGAGCCGUCGCAUGUGCAAGGCUGCUUUCUAGGAAUCGAUUGGUCGAUGUAACUAGCUAUGAUGCUAGAUUUCCCGUGUCGAGGUUCGCCAGGGACCCUUGGAGUGGAAACCUCUUAGUUGCGAUCAAUACGGCAUCGAAUUACAACCUUCUGUCUUAUCUUCCUAAGAAACAAAGUCGGCCCUGGCAGUACAGAUUGCAUCAGAGGCAGUGUAACUGUGCAAUGGUGGGAUAUGACUGGGUCACUUCGCUCUCAAUUGGUCCAACCGGCUGGCUUCUUGUUUCGUCAAGCAAUCCAAGCGGUGAAAGCGUUCAUAUUUCAACUUCUAGACUCACAAACCCGUUGGAUGGCCGGUCCGCGACUCAAUACGUCGUUGAUACCACAACCACGUUUUGCUACCCCGGUACUAUGGUAUGGUGUUCCGCCCCGUGCCCAAGUGCAACAGAGAGCAUAUUUGUAGUUGGAAAAUCAAGUAAUCUGUUAUUUAUCACCGGGAUUGAUUCACACUGGAACACGCAAACCGUCAGGAUGCCGAAUACUGCUGAUAUCAUGGCUGUUGAGUGGCUGACCCCUCGAGUGGUAAUGGCCGGGAUGACCAACUCCCUGGUGCAAUUCUAUGAUUUACGUAGCCAGGAUACCGCGACGAGACUCCAACAUCCACACGGUGUAUAUAAAAUUCGGAAGGUAGAUGAAUGGCGGAUUGUGGUGGCAGGGGCGAAGAAGAAUCUACAUAUGUACGAUCUCCGCUAUGGCCCCAGCGGCAUUACAACACGUCCCCAACCCAACAAACCCAGUCACAUCUCGACAGAACCCUACCUCACGUUCCACGGCUAUGAAAACGACCAUUUAUCGCACGAUGAGCUAGACAUCAGUCCCGAAACUGGUCUUCUCGCCUGUAGCUCCCCUUCCAACAAGAUCCAGCUCUUCUCCCUCAACACUGGUAAACUUAUCAUGCCUCCACCCCUCAUCCCCUCUCUUCCCUCUUCCUUCCCAUCCGCCCACAUCCAACCACAAGCACGCCAGCGCAGGGCUGCCGAAGUUUCCAAUCCCAAUCGUAGAGACGUACCUAUUACCCACUAUCGAUAUCCAGACAAGAUUACCUGUCUACGUUUCGAGAAUCUAACGGAGGUGCCAACGGCAAAUGGCGCAGGAAAUACGGGGAAGCCGAGUUUGCUAGUUAGCGCAGGACCUAUAGUUGAGGAGUGGCGGAUGUGAAAACGAUUUUGAUACGAACUUGGCUUGACAAAAAAAAAGGCAUGAAUACGCCUAGCGAGAUGAUGGAAUUUAUUUUCCUCGUUCUUUUCUCAAUCGUUUUAGUGGAGGUCAACUGGGGAAAGCAUUCGAUAUAUGUACGAUUUUGACUUUUUGCAAUUUUAUAUUUGGAAGGUGUUUUGUGGCGAAUUCAAAGGGAUUAGGGAUGGAACUAAUAAAAACGGGGAUAUUGGGGUUUACGAGUCCAGGAUUCUUUGAAAUAUUCUUAUUCUGUGUCUUUGGGUGGUCAUUAUGGUCAUCUUCAUCAGCAUGCAUACAAAACCAAGUUUGCAAUGGGUUGGUUUGGAGGGGAGAGUGUGGGCCAGGCGUGUUAGUUUUUUGUAAAUAUGCUGUGAAAAAUCAUUGCACUGGUUGUGUUUCUGCUGACCCUGGAGGAAUACAGAGGACUCCAACGCACAUGAAGAAGUCAGAUCUGGGAACAAGAUGGAAAUUUCCUACUGCCUCCUAGGAGGAGGGAACGCAAAAUCUAAGCCGCCAGACUACGCCUUGGAUUAUAUACAUAUCGUGUUACAUCUUAAUCUAACCAUAAAACAUAAAACCCAUGCACAUACAAUUAUUCUACACCUACAUUCCCCUCUCCUCCGGAAACUCGUCCGCAAGCUUCAACCGCGCAACGACAUUCAUGCUAAAAAGCUCUUGCACCAACAACUUCGCCGCGUAUGGGAUAACCAUCUUCACAACCCCGCGCGACGUCUUACACCGCUGACACCACCCCAAAUACCCCAUAAACCCACAACUCUCACAGACAUCUACCUCAUGCCGAUCAGACGAAAUCAUCAACCGCUCCAACAGUAACUGGCUAGUUCCAUAUGCAAUCAGACAAUCACGCUCCAUCUCGCCCAGCCGCAGGCCACCAUCCCGCGACCUUCCCUCCGUCGGCUGUCGCGUUAAGAUUGCCCGCGGCCCACGCGCCCGCGAAUGCAUCUUAUCUUGUACCAUAUGCUUCAGCUUCUGGUAGUAGAUGGGUCCCAUGAAGACAUACGCCGGGAGCGGUUCGCCCGUGAUGCCGGAGGUGAGGUAAUCCUUGCCACCAUACGAGAAGCCAUGGUCGACAAGGAUAGCGGACAUUUCCUCCACGGGACUGCCGCCGAAGGCAGUCCCAUAGCCGAACUGGCCGGAGAGAAUGCCCGCUUUGCCCGCGAUGAGCUCGAGCAUUUUGCCCACUGUCAUACGUGACGGAAAACCGUGCGGGUUCAUGAUAAUGUCCGGGACGAUUCCGAGGUCGCUGAAGGGCAUAUCUGCGUAUUCGGCGAUGAUGCCGACGACGCCCUUUUGGCCGUGGCGGGAGGAGAAUUUGUCACCGACUUCCGGCACACGGGUUUGGCGCGUCUGGACUUUGAUGAGCUGAUUUUCGGCCUCGGUGGCGGAGAUCAUGACCUUGUCGAUAUAGCUGGGGUCGGGGAGUUUGUACGUUUGUGGGGAAGGGAUGUAGGCGAUGGGCCUGCCGGCGUCUGAACCUGUGAUGCCAGACGAUAGCGCGUUUUCCGGUGUGACUUUGUUGAUAUACACUUCACCCUGGUUUACCUUUUCGCCGACGGCGGCAAGGCCGUCGCUGUCGAGGAGGGCGUGCUUGCGGAUUGGCAGGCCGUUUUCGCGGUCAGGGCCUUUAAGUUUAUCCUUUGUGCCGUUGGAGUAGCUUUUGAGGUUUGUGGAGUAUUUGCGGAAGACCUGACAGCGGCCGAAGCCGCGGUCUACGGAGCUCUUAUUUAGGACGAGAGCGUCCUCAAUAUCGUAGCCGGAAUAACUCAUGACAGCAACGGUUGCGCUUUGGCCGGCGGGGAGCUUGUCGUAUUUGAUCAGCUCGAUCGUUCGGGUUUUCACCAUGGGCUUUUGCGGGUAGACCAUGGUGUAGAGGAGGGAGUCGAUGCGAAGGAAUUGGUUAUUGGCAAUAGCGCCUAUGGCUUGUUUACCCAUAGCGCAUUGGUAUGUGUUUCGGGGAGAUUGGUUAUGAUGUGGAUAAGGGAUGAGGCCGGCCACAGCGCCGAGAAUGGUAAACGGUUCGAUUUCCAAAUGCGUCGUGCUAUCAGUAAUGUCCUCCUCAUAUACGGCGAUAUAAGAGUCGUUUUCCUCAUUGCAAUCCAGAUACUCUACUAGGCCAUGAGCCAAGAAGUCGUCAAAUUCCAUUGACCCGCUCCUGAGCGCCCAGAGAUGGCUCUUGGUUACUUUGGAUUUCCCGUCUUCAACAACGAUCAGUGGGCGACAUAUACGCCCAUCGUCCGUAGCAAUGUGCACGGCGUUCUGAUGAUGAUUGAUGAAGACACUGAUGAAUUCUGAAACCCUCCCCGUCCGCCGCAGCCGACGGAAGGAAUUUAAGAAAAACUUCGGCCGCCGCGUUAGGGCGAUAGGAGAUCCGUUUAAGAAGAUAAUGUAAGCACCCUGGCCAUGCAACUCGCGGCCGCCGACAGUCUGCACGUCUUCCGCGCCAAGGGCGAAUAUGAGUUUUCUCACAGGCUCCUCCUCGUCGUUGGUAGUGAUAUGCGUCAUGAGCGCCAGGUUUUUUACAAGACCACAAGCCUCACCUUCCGGAGUAUCGGACGGACAAAGCAUGCCAAACUGGGAUGGUUGCAGGGCUCGAGGUCCCGAGACUUUGCGGGUCUUCUCAAACUGACUUGAAAUACGGGUCAUCAUGCCCAGAGCGGCGAUGUAGCUCAAUCGGCUCAAUACAUGAGUAACACCCGCCCGCUCCAUGCGGAAACGCUUCAGGCUCCAAUUACCGGUUGAGAUGGCCCGGUUCAUACCCUGGGUGAUGUGAUUUCCAUGAAUGGCGACGACCCCAUAUGCAUCGAAUUGUUCCGUCCGUACAGGCUUCUUCAGCACCUUAUCAAUAUUCAUUUUAAUGUCAAAUUGAAACUUCUUAAACAGAUCCUCAAAUAGCAAUGCCAGGAGCUGGCCAGCGAGUUCCAGUCGCUUGUUCCCCACAUAAUCCCGAUCAUCUACUAGACUGGGGUCAUGCUUCGCCAUCAAAACACGCCGAGCCAUAUGUGCAACGUACAGCGCCUUGGGCCGGAAGUUCAAGUUUUCCACGACGACAUGAGAGAUGAUAACAGAGGAAAUUGCUUCGAUGGCUUCCUGCACAUGGUUUCGUCGGGUAAUGCCAAAGCUGUUCGGUUUCCGGUUGAUUUUGAUUCUGCUACCGAUAUAUUCCAGCGCCUGAUGUUGAGUGUAUAUCCCGAGUUUCACGGCCUCCUCGAAGUUAAUGGAAAAGUCUUCUUGGUAGGUGCUAUCUAUGCCGGCAACAAGAAGCAACAUUUCCUUGUCGGACUGGAUUCCCAUGGCCUUGAGAAGGAUGACGAUUGGAACAUCUUCAUUAAGAACGUUAUGUCUCAUGUAUAUCCGGUCCUUUUUCAUGAUGAUAUAACUCUUCGACUUUCGUUCGUUCGAGGAACUGUCACACGACCGUUAGCGAAAUAAGUCCCGUAUACAAUUAGGAUAUUAUAAAAUGAUUAAUAUAUCCAAAGAAUAGUACACACCUAGUAACCGAAGCCUGAACAAUCUCCUUUUUCAAAUCCGUCUCCACAAUAACCCGAUUCUUACUCAACUGCUCUUGUACCAAAAUAACCUUCUCCGUCCCAUUAACGAUGAAAUACCCACCAGGAUCAAGCGGGCACUCAUGCAACAGCUGCAUCUCCGCCUCUGAUUUAUUCGACAACACACACUUGGAGCUCCGCAGCAUAACAGGCAUGCGACCAAUCGCGGUCCCGUUCCGCUUGACUCGUUGUCUACCACGGACAUAUUCAAAAUCGACCAGGAUCGGGGCCGCAUAGGUCAUAUCACGCAGCCGGCAUUCGUUUGGUGUGAUAGUAGAUGCUACAUCGAAUUUGGAGUCUUGUUCUUCAUCUGCCCGCCGGGGAUUGCCCAGGUAGAUAUCGUGGAACCUAAAUCAAGCAGGCCAAAUUGUUUAGGAGGCGUUUCUCAAAACGUAAUACAUCGCAGAAAAAUUGAGAAUAAAUAAGAAAGAAUAAGUACCUGAUAUAAAAAUUCGGGUCAACAUCGCUACGAAUCUCCGCGCUUGCCUGCACGAUCUUCUUCAAUUGAACCUCGACGAAGUAAUUAUAGGAAUCGAUAUGCUGUUUGACUAAGCCCUUCACUUUGAGGAAAGCGGGCAGUAAAUUCCAUUUAUCUUCGGCAGUGUUAAUUGGGUCUGUGAGGGAUUUGCUGUAGUAAAAUGGUUUGAGGAGCGCGUCGAAAUCCUACAUUUCAGCGUUAGCCAAUCUACAUGCAAUAUACUAGCUUCCACCCACCAGGAAAACAAAAAGAACAUGAAAAUAAGAUAACAUACGUCACCUCCUCUCUUCCCCUUUUUAUGAUGUGAAUGCCCAUGCGUAUGCAAUUCCGCUUGGGCAUGGGCGGCGAUGGUCGCGGGAGCGGGACCAAGGGCGGAAGGGGUCUUUAUGGCCGGAGCUGUUUGCGCCGCACGCUUCCGUUUCAUAGGACUUCCGGGCAUAACUGGGAGGGGUAGAGAGUCCACUUCCUAUAUACAUGAAUUUGUCAGGCUUAUAUGGCUGUAGGGUUGAAGAUGAGUUAUAACAGAGCUGCGUGUGGACUGAAAACCAAAAAUAUGCCUUUUCACGUACCUUGGAGGGGUCGUCUGGCGGAGCUGCCUUUCUUCGGGGAGGCAUUACCCUCUUUCAAGCAGCCUUUGGGAAUUAGGCAAGCUCCGAAAGGAAGUGAGAUAUGUUCCUAGAAGAACUUAGACAAGGAAAUUAGAUCAUAAAUCGGGAGCGCUCAU
Blastomyces gilchristii SLH14081 is the source of this 9443-nucleotide messenger RNA. RefSeq lists its product as uncharacterized. The transcript has 10 exons. Gene Ontology annotation, molecular function: protein binding. The coding region runs from base 3152 to 4657 and encodes 501 amino acids. NCBI's taxonomy places the organism in Eukaryota, Fungi, Ascomycota, Eurotiomycetes, Onygenales, Ajellomycetaceae. The record is from RefSeq and is a predicted model, not a curated record. Gene Ontology annotation, cellular component: Cul4-RING E3 ubiquitin ligase complex.